Ustilago hordei is the source of this 1938-nucleotide messenger RNA. RefSeq lists its product as uncharacterized. Gene Ontology annotation, cellular component: spliceosomal complex. Gene Ontology annotation, biological process: mRNA processing. Gene Ontology annotation, molecular function: mRNA binding. NCBI's taxonomy places the organism in Eukaryota, Fungi, Basidiomycota, Ustilaginomycetes, Ustilaginales, Ustilaginaceae. Bases 1 to 1938 code for a protein of 645 amino acids. The transcript has 2 exons. The record is from RefSeq and is a predicted model, not a curated record.
AUGUCACGUCGAGGCCAUGGCUCCAACUGGCAGGGCUCACAUAACCCAAACAUGGCCCCUCUUCCACCGCGACCUCGAGGAGGCAUCGGCAGUUCGAACCACUUGAAUCACUCUGGCUCUGCUCAUUCUGGCUCUGCUCAUUUUGCCUACGGCGAUAGAGGCAGUCCUGCCCCUGAACCUACUUGUGGUACCUCCUCGACCUCGUCUUGUUCUGUCGGUGCUGAAGUGGCGUUGACUGUUUUCGUCGGUAGCAUUUCUCCCGGCAUCUCCGACGCUUGGCUCAGCAAACUGCUCGAAGCAUGCGGAAAGCUUGGCUCGCUCAGGCGCGCCUCGAAAGCUUUCGGAUUCGCCGAAUAUUCGGAUCCGGACUCGGUAUUGCGUGCUAUCCAAGUGCUGCACGGCCGAGAGUUGCCCUCGAUGGGAGCGGAAGCAUCGGCUGCACCGAACAGGCUUCUGGUCAAGGCAGACGAGCGGACAAAGCGCUUCCUCGACCAGUACCAACAGACGCGUCUCCCUUCGGCCGACCAGAAAGCCAGAGAGAGCCGUGCUUUGUCAGCCGUCAAGGAUAUCGUACGGCAGAUGAACGAUCCGAAUGCAGAGAUCCUCUUGGAUCCCUCCAAGCCAGGCUAUGUUGUUCCGGAUCAUUUGAAGGAUUUGCCUCCAGAAGAGCUACCAGAAGAUCAGAGGGCAACAGUGCUCUCUGAGAUCCACCAGUUCCGUCAAGCAGCCGCAGCAAGAGAUGCAGAGACAAGAAGACGCGAAGCCGAAUUCGAGCGACAAAGAGCGAUGGAGCGUGCUAGAAGAGCUCAUCUCCAAGCCGCAGCUCCCUUCUCCUCUUCCCCCUCCUCCUCCUCCUCCCCCUCCUCCUUACGCAACGCUCCUUCAGCAGAUGAUCCACAGAGCUAUCGACGUCCUCUCGACUUCCACUCCGCCAGCUCCUACGACGCAAAAGCUGACAUCCCCCGCCAGCCGGAAGAAGCAGACCAAGUGGAAGAACAACAACGUCAAGCACGCAAGAAAGCUGCUGCUGCCGAUGCAGAGCGUGCUUAUCUCCUCCGCGAACGACAACGUCUCGCACACUGGCAGAAGCAACAGGAUAAGGAGCAAGCAGAGAAUGCAAAAUGGCAAAGAGACGGCCUUGCACUCCUCAAACGUUGGUCUGAUUGCCGACACGAUACCGCAACACGCAAAGAGCUUUUCUACACCGAUCGACAAAGAUGGCGACAACUCCGAGCACCAGCUCGAAAAAGAGAAGAGCAAGCAGACCAACGAGAUCGUGCAGCAGAACAAGAGGAAAAAGCAAAAGCACAACAAGAAACUGACAACUUCCUCGCACAACAAGCUGCAGAAAUGGCCAAACUCGCCGAACAGCAACGCAAGUCAGGUGUACUCGUCCAGUCUCAGGGUGGUACGCUUGCACCCAUCAAACUCAGUUUCGCUAACAAAGCCGACGCUGGAGAUACUGCUGCUACCAGCAAUGGCGAGAUCGGUGGAGCAGCACCAAACAAGCCAGCAGUUUUGGGCGAAUCAGAAGAAGACGAACAAGCCAAACGCACAGGUCGACUCAAGCAUAUCAAGCUCGGUACAACCAUGUCUGAAGAAGAGAACAAGGCGAAAUUGGCUCAGAUUGAACAAUCCUUGCCCAACGACACAGCAGCGUUGUUCGCACAGGAACCAAAGUGGGAGUAUGUGGAUGAAGCCUUUAUUCAGAACAAGUACAGACCUUGGGCAGAUGCAGAGAUUGAACAGAGUCUCGGCGAGAAAGUUGAGGAAUUGGUCAGUGUGGUGAUCCAAGGUUUGCAGGUUCAUUUGCAAGCCAAGGAGCUGGUGGAGUCAGUUGAGCCGGUUCUGGCGGAAGAAGCAGAAGCGUUUGUCGAAAAGCUUUGGCGAUUGGUCAUUAUCGACUCACUCGCUGCUGCCAAGGGCAUUCCUAUCUAA